AUGCAAUCGACGUUUGUGAAAGGAAGAAUUAUUCAGGACAACUCUAUGGUUGUUCAAGAAAUCCUUCACUCUGUGAGGUCCAAAAGAACCAAAGAAGGGCAUCUUCUGAUAAAACUUGACAUGGAGAAGGCCUACGGCAGACUUGAUUGGAAUGUUUUGAAAACUGUCCUCUCAAGAUUGGGAUUCCAUAAAAAUUUUGUUGGCUGGAUUAUGAAAUGUGUUACAACAUCCUCUUUCACUCUUCUUCUCAAUGGAGGGAAAGUAGGUUCCAUAACCCCAACGAGGGGUUUAAGACAAGGAGACCCUCUCUCCCCCACAUUGUUUAUCAUAGCCACCGAUGUAAUUUUUUGUCUGCUUAUGAGAGACGAAAGGAAUAAGAACUUAAAAGGAUUCAAGGUGAUUAGGCAUGUUACUUCGAUUAGCCACCUCCUAUUUGUUGAUGACAUCGUUCUUUGUGGUAAAGCCACCCUCAAAGAAACUAAAGCUCUCAUGGGUUGUUUAGACAAAUUCUACACUUGGUCUGGUGAAAAGAUAAGCAAGUUGAAGCUCUCUGUGUUCUUCUCCAAUUGUGUGCCUCAAUCAACGAGGAUGGACUUAACUGACAUCCUCCAAAUGCCUAGAGUGAAGAAUGAUUGCUUGCAUCUAGGGCUCCCUCUCCUAAUGUCAAGAUCAAGGUCAAGAGAUAUGUCGUUCAUUCUUAAUAGAGUGAACUCUAGGGUCCAAGGGUGGAAAACCAAACUACUCUCCAAAGCUGGUAGAUCAACUCUAGUGCAAUUGGUGGGGUCCUCACUGAUCUCUUAUGUGGCGGCAUCUGGCCCCUUGCCUCACUCAAUUCAGGAGUCAGUAAAUAGAGCUAUGAGAUAUUCUGAUUCUAGGAAUUGGAAAUGCAUAGUGAAAGUUGCUACUCUCUUAAAGCAAGGGCUUUAUCGAAGAAUUGGAAAUGGAAGGAAAACAUCAAUUUGGUUUGAUAGCUGGUUACCUUCACAACCUCACAGACCUACUCCGCUAUUGGAUGCUUCUCAUGGUAUAAGUUGGGUGGAAAGCAAGAAGGCUGAAGAGGGCCACUUCUACUUGGGCAACAUUCUUUGCAAAUUUGGGUUUGCGGAGUUUGCCCCAGUCACCGGGAUGAAUUUUGGGAACACCCCAUCCCCAGACGAGUUGAGAGAGCAUCUUUCAAGUGAUCGGAUCAUCCAUGAAUACUUUGAUGGUGAUUUGCAGAGGCUCAAGAGGGUUGAGGAGGGCUAG
Molecule: messenger RNA, 1245 nt
Organism: Humulus lupulus (European hop)
Lineage: Eukaryota; Viridiplantae; Streptophyta; Magnoliopsida; Rosales; Cannabaceae
Exons: 4
Coding region: 1-1245 (414 amino acids)
Source: RefSeq, a predicted model, not a curated record